UGGCCCUCUGCCCGGGCGCUCUCUCGUUUUCUGUUGGUAACCAACCUUCAGAUACGGGUCCGGAAGGCCGAACAGGAGCCGUGGGGCGACCGGGAGCCGGGACCCUUUGUGGCCCGCGAUGGGCCCUCGCCGCCGACGCCGCAAGCCAGAGACCCCGAAGAGGCGCAGCGCGAGUCCACCUCGCGGGACCCCGCGGCGGGAAGCCUCCUUAGGUUCUUCCUCUCGUCAACAUAGUCGGAGGAGAAUUGGCUGGAUUAAGGAGAUCAAAAAUCUACAGAAGAGCACAGACCUCUUGAUAAGGAAGUACCCCUUCAGCCGCCUGGCAAGAGAAAUAUGUAUGAAAUUCUCACGUGGUGUGGACUUCAGUUGGCAAGCCCAGGCCCUGUUGGCCCUUCAAGAGGCAGCAGAAGCAUUUUUAGUUCACCUCUUUGAGGAUGCCUACCUCCUCUCCUUACAUGCUGGCCGAGUCACUCUUUUCCCCAAGGAUGUGCAGCUGGCCAGGAGGAUCCGUGGCAUCGAGGAAGGACUUGGCUGAACUCCUGCAGCACUGUCUCUGGAUGUUACCUGGGACUCUCUGGAGCUACAACUAGACCCAGUGGUGUCUGAGGUGCUACCUGGAUUUCGUUGUCUCUGAGCGGUGUGUGACUGUUGCCCUUUAAACUUUCUUUAUGAAGGAGAAGAAUGCCCGUUUCCUCUGUAGCAGAGGUGUUAUAGGAGACAAUCAACACAGUUCCAAAGGCCUGAAAAGACUUAGUUGGUGUGUUACUCAUAUGACUCCUAAAGGAUUUUGAAGACAUCAGAUCUGUCAUGUUAUAGGAAAAGGAUAUUUACUUUGUUUUAGAUCUUUCUGUACUUUAUGCAUUUUUUAACCAUGUGUAUAUUUGUACUGUUAUUGAAAAUGAAAGGGAAGAAUAAAGAUAAAUAAAUAAAAAAUUUUUUAAAUGUAA
Messenger RNA from Marmota flaviventris (yellow-bellied marmot), 947 nucleotides. RefSeq names its product centromere protein A (gene Cenpa). The record is from RefSeq and is a predicted model, not a curated record. Gene Ontology annotation, cellular component: nucleosome. NCBI's taxonomy places the organism in Eukaryota, Metazoa, Chordata, Mammalia, Rodentia, Sciuridae. Gene Ontology annotation, molecular function: protein heterodimerization activity; DNA binding; structural constituent of chromatin.